AUGUACGCCGUCGCGCUGUGGGACUGGAUUAUUUGUCUUCCGAAAGAGUACCGAAGAAUCUACAAGGCCCCCAGGUCCUUAAUCAAAGUCCUUUAUUACUUUAAUCGCUACUACACCUUGGCCAACCUACUAUUUGUACUUUACGGUUUUAACGCUCAAAUGACAACAGCCGAAUGCGACAAGUUUUACAAGUGGGAGCCUGGAGUCGCGUCAUUUACCACUAUCUUCGCGGAAGCAAUCUUAGUAGUCCGAACAUACGCGCUAUGGGGAAGGAAUAAAUACAUCUUAGCUGUUCUUCUCACCGGCCUAACCAUCGAAUGUGUUGUGUUGUUCUUUGCGGUAACUCAAUUCCAUGCGGUACCCACGAGAGAUCCGACUGAUCCCACCAGUCGGGGAGCUUGUAUAGCUGGUGGGGGUCCGGGAGGGCAUGACUGGUCAAUGGCAUACUGGGUUUCGCCAAUUGUGAUGGAUACCCUCAUGCUGAUUCUCACUAGUAUUCGGGUCGGUCAACCUGCUUUACAUUCUCAAUUCAUUCAAAUCGCUGACCUUCCUCUCCUCAAACAGGCCCUUCAAUACCGAAACAAAGGAGUCAAGAGUAGUGUUUUCCAAACAUUCGUCAAAGAUGGUAUUCUCUACUUUGUCGUGGUAUUUGGCGUCAACUUAAUCAAUACCAUCUUUUACUCUCUACCGUCUCCAGCUCUUCAGGCAAUCAACAGUCCAAUGUCGCUCUUGAUGACGUCGAUUAUGUGCUCACACAUUGUGCUUUCGCUGCGGGGUGAAGAAAAGGAAGAGAUGGAAGCUGUCAGCAAAGAUUGGCAGGUCAACACUUUCCUCAAAAAGAAAAAGGAGCAGAGAUCGGGUGCUACUGCUACCCAGGAAAAGAACUCAGCUCACCACCACGAGUUCAAUAACGAAGGUAUCUACCGAAACGGCAUCAACAUGCAUCCUUUUUCGAUCUCAGCUCCCUCCGCACAGCAUCCCUCGGACACAUAUUCGGCUUCCUUAGACAUGAAUUCGAGCGGAUUAAUUCCAAGCGAGGGUUUCAUGAACCCGACGUACGAAGGCGUUCAAGUCGAUAUUGAACACGGUCGCAACUACGACGAAGAGAAGAGUGCAAUCAACGACAGUCAGACCAAAUUGGAAGUUCUUUCCAAGUCCUAA
This is a messenger RNA of Puccinia graminis f. sp. tritici CRL 75-36-700-3, 1161 nucleotides long. RefSeq lists its product as uncharacterized. The coding region runs from base 1 to 1161 and encodes 386 amino acids. The record is from RefSeq and is a predicted model, not a curated record. The transcript is spliced from 9 exons. Lineage: Eukaryota; Fungi; Basidiomycota; Pucciniomycetes; Pucciniales; Pucciniaceae.